This is a messenger RNA of Serendipita indica DSM 11827, 2196 nucleotides long. The record is from the annotation of a GenBank genome assembly. NCBI's taxonomy places the organism in Eukaryota, Fungi, Basidiomycota, Agaricomycetes, Sebacinales, Serendipitaceae.
AUGUUUGAGACCAGGCUCGAGAUUGGACUGGAUUAUCCAGUACAAAUUGACACGUCAAAUAAGGAAUUUGACCCAACAGUCAGCAACGUCACGAUACCCCCAUCUACACCACACAACCUGGAUGACAUUCAACCAGAUCUAGAAUUUCAAGACCAGGAGUUAAAGGAGGAGAAUCUUCCAAUUGAAGAUGACGAGGAAGCGCUCCUCGAGAGGCGGCUCGAGCUAGCUAUAGGAUCGCCGGAAGGUGUGGUAGAGUCCAUCACUCUCCCCACGGUCACGGAGAGUGCAGUGACACUACCUUCAUCGACACCACCUGCAGAGGUUUCUGAAAGCAACUUCGCGGCUGUACAGGAGUCGAGUAGAAGGGUACUAUCAACAUCUCUGCCCGAGGACGAGGCUGAUGUAGAUGCUGCGUCCUUGUGCGAGCAGACACCUGCUACAGACGAGGAUGGAAACCUCAUAGAAGAUAUUACACCUCAAGUUCGUUCCGAGGCACCCAAGGGAACAUUUACUCACAUCCCGUCCCUCGAAGGUGCGACCCUUGUUCCCCUUCAGUCACUCGACGACCAAGAGCUCGAACCCCAGGCGGAUCCAAAAGGCAUCAAAUCCCAAACAUCGCUUUCAUCAUAUGACAUUUCGGGACAUACGGUGUCGCUGGAGGAGACCAAUCUACCAGCAGAGGAUACCGAACAAGAACUUCUGGCCAGGAGACUUGAGCUGGGACCAAGCGCACCAGUCGGGGCUGAAGUUGUAUCUGUCCCCUUGGAAAAAACUGCUAGAGUCACAGCCCUGCCACCAACGCUGCAAGCAAUAGAAGUCAUCUCAGAGGGCACGGGUGUUACUUCUGCAGGCGAGGAGCGGGAAGCAAUACACCAGACAAGCUUCCUCAGACACCAGAAGAGAUCCUGCGCCUCAGGGGACCCAUUGCCCUCGCAUCAGGAUCGGAUAAACGAAGAUUCUGGCUCGCCCGUCAGACCCUCGCUCAACGCUCCUGGGAGCGAUGCUGUCGCCGAAUCAACUGCAACCGUCAAACCUUCAGCUCGGCCCGAGGUGGACAACGAGGUGGACAGGCCAGUGAUACGGGUGGUGGGGUUCGAAGGGGAUACAGUUGAAACAUCGGGCAGGCCUGCAUCACCGUUACCACUGGGACAAACCUCGCGAGAAGCAUUUGUAUUCGAUACGCCAGAUGGGUCAGAUCACUACCAAGGUUUUCCGCCUGCAAACAUUACUACCUCUGAGCACGUGGAUACUACGGCACCGGAAAUUACUGUCUUGCAGGUUGAGGACUCGCCACCUCCCCGGAUCGUCAGCUCCGUGCCGAAGGAUGGAAUAACCCAGUUGAUACCUGUCAGAAUUCACAAUUCUGAUUCGGACACGCAGUUGCGACCAGAAGCUCAGCGAAUGCUCAGUACUACACCUGAAGCGCCUACUAGUCCUCGCUCCGAGACGUUCGACGAAACGGAUGAGUAUAAACAACAGAACAUACCGAUUGUUCGACCAAAGGAGGUGGAACCUCCGCUGCCUGAUACACCAGGGCCUCAAAUACCCUCUGUCAAUUUGGAGGUGCCGCUGGUCGAAGUGACGAGCUCGAAGGAUGAGCGAAUGGGUUUUGUGGAUGAUGCUCGGUCAGAGCGAUCCGUGGCUACAAGCGUCGCACCGAUAGCGCCUAACAGCCCACGAUUCAUCAGCCCGAUACCCACUCCAUCUUUGGAUUCCACUCAAUUCAUGCUGGGAGAGAGUGGCUUGAGCCAGACAGGGAUAUCCGACACAAACAGGAAGACAAGUCUUAUGGAGGAUCCUGUUCAAAUGCAACGGGAAACCGAAGAUCCAAUCGCCGAGUUGGCGCCUAAUCUCAAAGACGCAUUGAACAGUCCAAUCGAGCCAAAUACAACUUUCAAGCUUGAUAUGCAGCCGCAGUUGGCCCCUGUAGCAGAAGAUGGCAUGGUUGAUGCGAAUGCUACAGUAUCAAGUAGGCCCGCACGUCCACGACAUACAUCGUCACCCUCUACUUGGUCCGUCAAUAGGUCAUCUGGAUGGUUCCAAUCGGGCAGUCAUGCUAAGGACGCUGGACGACCAUCCCUAGAGAUUGCUUCGGGAGAGUUUAGUCGUCCUCUGCGCUCAGCCCCUCCAGAAUACCCGCCAGAAGUCGGCGUAGGAUCCAAGGGCAAAGAUGAUGGCCGAUGCGUUAUUUUCUAA